Messenger RNA from Corylus avellana, 1341 nucleotides. RefSeq names its product gibberellin 2-beta-dioxygenase 6-like. NCBI's taxonomy places the organism in Eukaryota, Viridiplantae, Streptophyta, Magnoliopsida, Fagales, Betulaceae. The record is from RefSeq and is a predicted model, not a curated record.
UAUAUGCCUUUGUAGCACUGCAAAACAUGUCUGAAUCUGAAGUUACAAUGAACUUGGAGCUGGAGACCUACCCUCCCAUGUUCCGGCAGCAGAACAACCAGAGUUGUAGUCAUCAGAAAGUCGACGAGCCGGUCGGAGAAUCGGAGCUUACUAUACCUGUCAUAGAUCUCCAUUGCCUGAGCCAUGAUGAGCUUGGGGGGGCAUGUAGAGAUUGGGGACUUUUUCGUUUGGUGAACCAUGGAGUUCCCUCGUCCCUUUUGAGGCAACUUCAUGAGCAUGCCAAAGAGCUUUUCUCUCUUUCAUUUGAAUGCAAAAAGGAGAUAUUUUGUAGCCCUUUGUCGUACCUUUGGGGCACCACUGCUAUUUCCCCUUCAGGCGCAGCCCUAUUGACAGGCCCCCAAAAUAUCCAUUGGGUUGAAGGGUUCCAUUUUCCUCUUGGUCAACUCUCCCAAUUGCAACCUCAACAUCCUACGCUUGCUUCCUUCAGACUGCUAGCGGAAGAAUAUGGAAAGCACAUGGGUAGACUUGGUAGAACCAUAUUUAAAACAAUGGUGAUGGAGCUCAAUCUGGAUCCGGGAGAAUCCGAGACCCAUCUGGAUGAAUGUACAGGAUUUCUACGUGUUUACCGCUAUCCAUUACGCUCAAUGGCUAACUCUGCAUGGGGGAUAGAGGUGCACACAGACAGCUCGCUGUUGACCAUAUUGAACCAGUACGAAGUUGCUGGCCUUGAAGUCCUCAAAGACAACCAAUGGCUCCAAGUUGAACCUAUUUCCGACACGUUAAUUGUCAACCUCGGAGAUAUGAUGCAGGCAAUAAGCAACGACAAGUACAAGAGUGUGAAACACAGAGUUAGGUUAAACAAAGAUAGGGAGAGGAUCUCUAUUGGCUACUUUGUGUUCCCAAAAGAAGAUAGUGUGAUUCGGAGCUCCAAGUACAAGCCGUUUACUCAUGGUGAUUUCCGAGCACAAGUACAACAAGACAUCAAGACCCUUGGGUUUAAGGUUGGACUUGAAAAGUUCAAGCUUACCCAGGCCUCUUCACCAUAAUGGGGUUCUGGUAUGUUUUAAUUUAUCUUGUUUUUUGGGGUUUUUUUUUUUCUUUUUCGUAAUACUAUUUAAUUAGUAGAUUGAUAUUCUAUCUACUAUCAUACUUGGAUCAGCACUUGUAAAAGAAAAUAAAAUUAAGGAUUGAUGAUAUUCAUGUCAUGUCAUCCUAGUUAUAUAUAUAUGGCAGUUGUAUAACAGUUUGCGAAAUAGCAUUACUCUUUCAGUUGUAACGGAAUUAGUGUGUGUACUUUUAUCUUGGAUUUGCUUAUAAUGAGAUAAUUAAGUUAAAGAAUUA